AUGACAUCCGCUACAGAGCUUCAGCAGAAGAUUUUCAAGCGCAUGGGCUUGGAUGUCCCAGAAUACAAGCCCCCAAGGAGCGGACGACCGAAGGCUGGUCAGCAGGUUACCCGAAAAGAGCAGCGAAAGGCACAGCGAGUGCAGAAGAAGUCUCAUACAUACGCAAGGCCAGCUCAGGAGCGACCACAGUCAGCAAGUCAUGCCCAAAAGAAGUCGGGUGGCCCGCAAAGAAAGCCACCAGUUAACAGGCCUCAGUCAAGGCCUUCUAAACAGAUCAGCGAGGAUGAAGAGGACGAGGACGAAGAUGCUGGAGAUAUGUCCUUAGGCGAGGAUGGUGAUGUAGACGAUCUCUUCGACAAGGACGAGAGCGAGGAUGGGGACGGGGACGACGACGACAACGCAGAAAUGACAUCCCCGCAUAAAAGCGCUAACAAGAGCGUUUCAAAGGCUGUACAGGAAAGACUCGCCCAAGAUGAUGCUGAGAUUGAGGCUUUUGAGCGAAAACUGGGCAUCAAGAAGGGACGAAAAUCCUUGCCCCAAUCUUUCAAGGAGGACGGCCUCGGCGAUCUUAUGGGCGAGCUCAGCGGCGAAGAUGAUUUGAGCGACGACGACAACGACAAUAAAAAGAGAAAGAGCGAAUAUGAUGACUGGCUGGCAUCAAAGCGAAGGAAAACGACCGAAACUCAAAGCCAGUCCAAGAGUCUCGAGAUGGAUGACCUGGAUAAGGGAUCUGCAAAGGAAGAUGACGAUCUGGACUCGAUGGAUGAGGAUGAGGAUGAUGUUGGCGAUUUUGAUGACGAAUCAUUCGGUGGCUUCGACGACGACGACGCUGCUGAAAAUGGCAAGCCUGCCGAACCACGACAAAGAGAGAAUCCUUAUGUGGCGCCCACUGCUGGAGUCGCGGUUGCGAAAUAUGUCCCCCCCUCGUUGCGAAAAGCUGCAGGCUCAGAAGCUGAACGCAUAAGUCGACUACGAAAACAAGUGCAGGGCUUGAUUAAUCGCCUGACAGAUGCAAAUAUCCUCUCUAUCGUCAAGUCUAUCGAAGAACUCUAUCAGAACAACGCUCGCGGUGAUGUGUCAGACGUCAUUACCGACGCGAUCAUGGCUCAGAUUUGCAAGCCAGAAACCCUGCCCGAUCAAUUCUUUGUACUUACCGGUGGCUUUGCGGCUGCUACCUAUCGAUUAGUUGGGUCGAGUUUUGGUUCGGUCUUGAUUCGCCGCAUCGUUGAAAACUUUGGAAGCCAUUACGAGCAAGCCAGCAAGGAACUUUCCGCCGAGUCAGCUAUUCAAAAGGAGGCAUCAAACAUCCUGACACUGCUCACGCAGCUUUACGUGUUUGAAGUUGUCACCUGCAAAAUUAUCUUCGACUACAUGGAGAGGCUUCUCAGCGACCUCAACGAGAUCAACGUGGAACUUCUUCUACGCAUUUGCCGUAUGGCUGGUCGAAUACUGAAGCAAGAUGACGAGCGAACACUAAAACACGUUUCCGGCGUGCUUAAUCAAUCUGUUUCAAAGGCGGGGUUCAACAACGUCUCUGCUCGUACGAAGUUCAUGGUUGAGACGAUCACGGAUCUUACAAAGGGCAAACGCAAGGCCAGAGGUCUGGACUUUACCGUCGUCUCAGAGCAUGUGCAGCGUAUGAAGAAGCGACUUGUUGAACUAAAGUCUCAAGCACGGCGACUUAAUGGCCUCUCCCCUUUGGCCGUGGGCUUGGUAGAUAUCGAAGAGGCCGAAACGCGGGGCCAGUGGUGGUUACCGAGUGCCAGUGUGCCAAAUACCUUGAUGGACAAGAGCAAGAAAGGACGUACAUCCGAUACAGAGAUGAGUGAUCAUGAAGACAUGGAUAUCGUGUUACCUGAUUACCCUAAAAAGGCUCGAGCCCAAGGUCUGAACGGAACACCACAAAUUGCCAUCUUCACAGCCUUGAUGACCGCAUCAAAUUUCGAACACGCCUAUAGGCAAUUCGUCAACCUGAAACUCAAAAAGGAUGAUCAAUUGGCUCUUGCCACUGUGUUGGUUCAGUGUGUAGGCAGCGAGAUGCAGUACAACCCCUAUUAUGCCCUUGUAGGCGGAAAGGCAUGCCUGCUUAACAGCAGAAUUAGAUUCGCCAUUCAGGAUCGGCUGUGGAAAAUUUUCAGGAGUCUUGGAGAAUCAAUGUUUGGAGAAGCCCCUGAAGAAGAUGAGACAGCCGACGCUGAACGUAUGAAAGAUGAGAGGCGUAUCACCAACGUGGCCAAAUUCUACGCGGCCCUUGUUGUUGAUGGCACAUUAUCCAUUGUUAUCCUCAAACCCCUGGAACUGCCCGAGGCAAACCACUGGGCGUCAAUGUUUGUGCAGCUAUUCAUCAUUGCUCUUUUGAAAGAAUGCCGCACCAAGAACAAAGAUUCCAAGGAGAACAAGCUGGAGAAGAUCUUUGGUGCAGCACGAGAGUUGCCAGGCUUAGCUGCCGGAAUCCAUUGGAUCUUACGCAAGAAGAUCCGUAAGACGAAGUUGAUCAGUGCUAAAGAGUUGAAGAAGCUAGAGGACGUUUCUGAGAAGGCGCAGACUACUGUACGGCCUGCAGCAAUAGAGAUAUAG
This is a messenger RNA of Fusarium pseudograminearum CS3096, 2577 nucleotides long. RefSeq lists its product as uncharacterized. The record is from RefSeq and is a predicted model, not a curated record. Bases 1 to 2577 code for a protein of 858 amino acids. Gene Ontology annotation, cellular component: nucleolus. Gene Ontology annotation, molecular function: RNA binding; protein binding. The transcript has a single exon. Gene Ontology annotation, biological process: ribosomal small subunit biogenesis. Lineage: Eukaryota; Fungi; Ascomycota; Sordariomycetes; Hypocreales; Nectriaceae.